This is a messenger RNA of Lagenorhynchus albirostris (white-beaked dolphin), 1350 nucleotides long. RefSeq names its product tRNA-yW synthesizing protein 5 (gene TYW5). Gene Ontology annotation, molecular function: 2-oxoglutarate-dependent dioxygenase activity; tRNA binding. Lineage: Eukaryota; Metazoa; Chordata; Mammalia; Artiodactyla; Delphinidae. Gene Ontology annotation, biological process: wybutosine biosynthetic process. The coding region runs from base 229 to 1176 and encodes 315 amino acids. The record is from RefSeq and is a predicted model, not a curated record. The transcript has 8 exons.
GGAGAGUCAAGCUGGCCAGUUACUGCACUUCUGAUGAGUUCGCCACUUCCCUGCUCUCCAUCACAUGCCCGUCGGCCCCCAGCCCCGCGCUCGGAACCCGCCGUUUUCGCGACUCAGCCGGCCUCGUGGACCUUUUCUCUCCCGGACCUGUUUCCGGGCGGUCCGCGCGGUUGGAACGUGUUAGGGCCGAGGUUCCCAGGACUGGGAAGAGGACGGGCGUGAGCAACCAUGGCCGGGCAGUGCUUCCCGGUACCCCGGCUCGAGGGCGUUUCGCAGGAGCAGUUCAUGGAGCACCUGUAUCCGCAGAGAAAACCUCUAGUGUUGGAAGGAAUUGAUUUGGGGACAUGUACAAGCAAAUGGACAGUGGAUUACCUAAGCCAAAUUGGAGGGAGGAAAGAGGUGAAGAUUCAUGUUGCUGCAGUUGCCCAGAUGGACUUCAUUAGUAAGAACUUUGUGUAUAGAACUUUACCUUUUGGCAAGUUGGUUCAGAGGGCAGCUGAAGAAAAGCAUAAGGAAUUCUUUAUUUCAGAGAAUGAGAAGUACUACCUACGAUCACUUGGAGAAGACCCUAGAAAGGAUGUUGCAGAUAUCAGAAAGCAGUUUCCUUUAUUGGAAGGAGAUAUUAAGUUUCCAAAAUUCUUCAAAGAAGAGCAGUUCUUUUCCAGUGUUUUUCGAAUUAGCUCACCAGGGUUACAACUUUGGACCCACUAUGAUGUAAUGGAUAACUUAUUAAUACAAGUGACAGGAAAAAAGCGUGUUGUACUAUUCAGUCCUCGAGAUGCCCAAUAUUUAUAUUUAUCAGGUACUAAAUCAGAAGUACUGAAUGUAGAUAACCCAGACUUAGCUAAAUAUCCACUGUUUUCCAAGGCUAGACGGUAUGAAUGUUCCCUUAAAGCUGGAGAUGUAUUAUUCAUUCCUGCUUUAUGGUUCCAUAAUGUAAUAUCUGAAGAGUUUGGAGUGGGAGUGAAUGUCUUUUGGAAGCAUCUUCCAUCUGAAUGCUAUGAUAAAACGGAUACCUAUGGAAACAAAGAUCCUACAGCAGCAUCAAGAGCUGCACAAAUUUUGGACAGAGCCUUAAAAACCCUGGCUGAAUUACCAGAGGAAUACAGGGACUUCUAUGCACGGCGAAUGGUCUUGCACAUUCAAGACAAAGCCUAUAGCAAAAACUUUGAAUAAAUAUUGAAGUGAAUGCAGUGAGCAUAAACUUUUAAAUACAGUUCAACUCAAAUAUUGGAGAAGUAUAACAAGAUGUAAAUUAUUUUCUUAAAGAUUUAUCCUUUGUUAAAAUAGGAAAGAUACAUCAAUCUCAGAUUUACAGAUUAAAGAAGUAUGAAGACAUGUUUGUGUGGU